CUCAGUAAAGUUAAUAGUUAAUUUGGCGCAGAAGCUAUAACCUAAAAAAGCAUUUGACAAAUGCCUUAAAUUUGUUUGUAAACUUUGUAAUGUAUGUUAGCGAAGUGUAGAAUAAUUGAUGUCUUAUGCUACCCAACAAGAUGAUAACCUUAUCACAAAGACUAAAAAAACAACAAGACCAAAACACCACAAAUAGCAGGAUUUCAAUAAGAGAUAAGCUAUUGAUCAAAGAGGUGCAAGAGAUGUUGUUACCUACCAAUUGUACAGUUAGCUAUGAUAACGUUAAUGAUUUAAGUUCAUUUAUGUUAAUUGUGAAACCUAUUGAAGGGUAUUGGCAAGGAGGGAAGUUCCGAUUUGCAAUAGAAGUCCCAGAAGAAUAUAAUAUGGUUCCUCCAAAAGUUAAGUGCCUGACAAAACUUUGGCAUCCAAAUAUAAAUGAAUCAGGUGAAGUAUGCUUGUCAUUAUUGAGACAGCAUAGUGUUGACGGGUUAGGUUGGUCUCCUAUCAGGAAACUGAAUGAUGUUGUAUGGGGCUUGCAUGAUUUAUUUACAGAUUUAUUAAAUUUUGAUGACCCAUUAAAUCCUGAUGCAGCAGAUAUGUAUUACAAUUCAAAGGAGGUGUUUCACAAAAAGGUCUGUGAAUAUGUAAACAUGUAUGGAAGGGAUUGAGUAAAAAAUGUGAUUAAGAUAUAUUAGUUUAGGGACAUUAUGAUGUGCAAAAUUCAAAUAUCUAUGAGCUCGAUAUUGUAAGGGAAAUAAUUACUUCACUUUUCCCAUUUCUCAAUGUGCAACGUGUGUGUCUUAAAUGUUGUUUUUUUUAUUAUUAUUAAUUUUGUUCUUGAACUUUGGAUAUUUCUUUUAUAUAUGUGUAAGGUUUCAAAUGAAAUUUUUCAUU
Nicrophorus vespilloides is the source of this 894-nucleotide messenger RNA. Its product is annotated as NEDD8-conjugating enzyme UBE2F-like. The transcript has 3 exons. The record is from RefSeq and is a predicted model, not a curated record. Lineage: Eukaryota; Metazoa; Arthropoda; Insecta; Coleoptera; Silphidae. Bases 126 to 668 code for a protein of 180 amino acids.